Molecule: messenger RNA, 693 nt
Organism: Hipposideros armiger (great roundleaf bat)
Lineage: Eukaryota; Metazoa; Chordata; Mammalia; Chiroptera; Hipposideridae
Gene: GSTO1
Product: glutathione S-transferase omega 1
Exons: 4
Coding region: 211-615 (134 amino acids)
Biological process (GO): L-ascorbic acid metabolic process; glutathione metabolic process
Cellular component (GO): cytoplasm
Molecular function (GO): glutathione transferase activity; glutathione dehydrogenase (ascorbate) activity
Source: RefSeq, a predicted model, not a curated record
GCCUGGGUGCGGCGGUCUGGGUGGCCCCCAGGGCUCGCUGCGCGUGGGUUCCCUCUAAACGCCCAACAAGCGCUGGAUCCUGGGAACACAGCCCAAGCGGAGGUGGCAACCCAUCCCCGGUUAGCGCUUCUGAUAGAGGAAGGGAGGAGCUAGUUACUUCCUGAAUAGCCUGCACGCCAGUGGCCACAUCCCAGUCUGCGCUGCGCCAGGAUGUCCGGAGGAUCCUCCAGGAGCCUCGAGAAGGGGAGCGCGCCCCCAGGACCAGUCCCGGAGGGCCUGAUCCGCCUCUACAGCAUGAGGUUCUGCCCGUUCGCCGAGAGGACGCGCCUCGUCCUGGAGGCCAAGGGAAUCCCGGUCCUGACCAAGAAGAAGACAACCUUCUUUGGGGGCAAUUCGCUUUCUAUGAUUGAUUACCUCAUCUGGCCCUGGUUUGAACGACUGGAAGCAAUGGAGUUAAAUGAGUGUAUAGACCACACUCCAAAACUUAAGCGCUGGAUGGCAGCCAUGCAGGAAGAUCCGGCAGUCUCAGCCCUCCUCACUGAUGCGAAGACCUUUCGAGGUUACUUGGAUCUCUACUUGCAGGACAGCGUCCAGGCCUGUGACUACGGGCUCUGAUGGGGGCAAGAGUCAGCAAUGAAGAUAUGUCUGAUAUUUUCCUUCACUAAUAAAAACAGUUAACAUGCUUUAAUUUUA